Triticum dicoccoides is the source of this 708-nucleotide messenger RNA. RefSeq lists its product as uncharacterized. The record is from RefSeq and is a predicted model, not a curated record. Lineage: Eukaryota; Viridiplantae; Streptophyta; Magnoliopsida; Poales; Poaceae. The coding region runs from base 141 to 461 and encodes 106 amino acids. The transcript has a single exon.
CCUCCCAUAAGCUAGCACAAUAGAACACACAUGCCCGUACAUUUUUAGGUUGCUGUGUGGAACACUGAAGUGCAAGCUACCCAUGCAAGCUGCAGGUUAAGUUUUGAGAAUUUGUGAGUUGCACGCUCACGCUGCUAGUCAUGGCCAAGGCCCAGGUCGUCGCCCGGAUCACCGUCGAGGUGGCGCCGUCGAUCAUCAGGCGCCGCCGGCGCGGGCUCCCGUUGACGGUGCUGGACACGAUAGCCGAGGAGGAGAAGGAGACGGCCGCGGCCGUGGCCAUGGCUCCUCACCACCGCAACAAUGUGACCGCCGGCCGCUACGCCGGGGACACCACUGGCUCCUCGGUCCACGCCGGUGCCGAGAAGGGGAAGCGGUGCGUCGGCGGGAGCAACUACCCCUCGGAGCACAGGGAGGAGCGGCUCGCGACGGCCAAAGCGCGGUGCUCAAAGAUCGCCGCGUGAUUGAUUCCCGUGGUGUUUUCCUACGUUCUGGGUUCAGGCUUAGGAAUGGGCGAACUGCUUCUGUUACCGUGUGGAGUUCUAAUCAUCUAGCGUCGAGUUCUCUUUCUAUUUCCUGUAUGGUUCGAGGAAAAAAAAAGAACAUCUAGCGUCCAAUGGUUUAUGCGUACGAGUAUGACGAGUUUGGAUAUGUAACCCCUCUGUGUUCAUGCCUGAUACAGUUAAUACAAAUGGAUUGCAGUUUCAAUGA